Messenger RNA from Emiliania huxleyi CCMP1516, 4398 nucleotides. RefSeq lists its product as hypothetical. Gene Ontology annotation, molecular function: hydrolase activity, hydrolyzing O-glycosyl compounds. The transcript is spliced from 5 exons. Bases 1 to 4398 code for a protein of 1465 amino acids. Gene Ontology annotation, biological process: carbohydrate metabolic process. NCBI's taxonomy places the organism in Eukaryota, Haptophyta, Isochrysidales, Noelaerhabdaceae. The record is from RefSeq and is a predicted model, not a curated record.
AUGACGUCCUCGCCCUCGCCGUCGCCACCGUACCCUGCCGUGGCCUGGGCCUCUGAUCCGGCCGCCAACUUCUCCACGCCCUUCGAGGUGCUCGGCGACGGCGGAAGACUGUGGCUUCAGCCGCUGAGCGCGCGCCACUGGCGGCAGGAGCUGCUCCUGAAGGGCGCGUCCUGGUUCGGAUUCCAGAGCGACACCGCGUGUGUGCACGAGCUCUACAAGGGGUGGGCAAACCCGGGAUACGCGGUGGACGACUACAUCGCCUUCCUCACGCGGCACGGCUUCAACAGCGUUCGGCUGCCGCUCUCGGUGGAGCACGUUGCCUCUAAUCCGACCCUGACGGGCUCGUGCGGGAGGGAGUGGGAGGGGCUCCGCAGCCUGGCGGCGCUGGAUGACCUCGUGCGCCGGCUUCAGGACGCGGGCAUCUACGUGAUGCUCGGAAUCCACGUCAUCGCCGCAGACACCAACAGCGCCCUGUGGUGCCAGAGCGUGGAGGGUGGCUGCCGCAGCGAGGACGAGGAGCCGCUCUUCGACGCGUGGAGCUCGCUCGUGACGCGGUACUGUGCGUCUCCUAACGUCAUCGCCGCCGACCUCUACAACGAGCCCUUUGGCGCCACCUGGGGCAGCGGCGACCGCAGGACAGACUGGGACCUAGCUGCCGAGCGCCUCGGCAACCACGUGCUCGCUCGCUGCCCGCGGUGGCUCAUCUUCGUGCAAGGCAUCGCCAACAAUGGCGGGUGGUGCCGCGACCACCCGUCGGGGCUACACAGUGGCCACACGUGCUGGUGGGGCGAGGCCGUCCACCCGCACCGCGCUCACCCGAUCGAGCUCUCGGACGCGAGCAAGCUGGUGCUGUCGCCGCACGCCUACGGCGACGCCUCGAAGAACCCGAACCACCCAGGGACGCCCGAGGUGUGGGACACGCAUUGGGGGCUGAUCCCGUCCGAGGAGGGCACCCCAGUGGUGCUCGGGGAGUGGGGCGGCCUGUGGGACGACACAGGGCCGUGGCAGGAGCGGAUGCAGGAGUACCUCAUCGAUCGCGGCUUGGGGCACUUUUACUGGUCGCUCAACGACAACUCGUUCGACACCGGCGGCCUCUACAACUCGGUAAACCAGCCCAAGUGGGACAUGCUCGCAUCCUCGCUCGCCAGCUCCGUGCCCGGCUUCCAGGCGGCGGCUGCGGCGCUGAGCAAUCAACCACCCUCCCCGUCGCCGUCACCACUGCCGCCGCGGCCGCCGCCGCCGCCGCCGCCAUCGCUACCUCACCCCGAGCCGCCGCCCCCGCCGCCGAGCGCUCCUUGCGCAGAGCAGGAUCUUCGGCCUGGAAGGACCAUGCUCACAGGCGCAAUCGGGGGGCAGUGGUGCUUCAGCGUGCUGUCCUCGUCGACGGUGCAUCCCGACGAGCAGGAAAGGGCAUUGUGCGAAUCGCACUACGUCGACCCCGUCCUCCCUCCGACGCCGGGCAGCUCGUACGCGCACGACUGCUCCGGGUCGUGCGUGCCCUGCACGUACCGGCUGAAAAGUGGCGUGUACAAGUGCACUAGCGGCCCGCAGUUCUUCGGCUGUCCCGCCCCGCCUCCUGCCAACCCGCCUCCUCCAUCACCACCCCUCCCGCCUCUUCCAGCCGCGCCACCACCCACACCCGCGCCUCCGCCUCCCUUCGCCCCAGCCGCACCACCUUCGCCCCAGCCACCGUAUCCCCCACCGCCACCGCCUCUGCCGCCACCACAACCGCCGCCGCCACUGCCCCCAUCGCCGCCUCCGUCGCCUUCGCCGCCACCGCCGAGCCCACCGCCCCCGACGCCCGUGCCGUCGCCCGCUCCGUCGCCCGCUCCGUCGCCUCCGCCGCCUCCGCCUCCGCCUCCGCCUCCGCCUCCGCCUCCGCCUCCGCCCCCGCCUCCGUUGCCGCCGCCUCCCCUGCUGAGCCCUCUCAUUCCUUGCGGCGCCCUCCUCGCGUGCCCCAAGAACCACGGAGGUGGCAGCAGCUUCACCUGCUGUCUCUGGGAUGGUGCCGCCGCAGCCGGCGCGCACAAAGGCCUCUGUGCAGAGGCCUGCGCCAGCAGCAUCAUCCCGUUUACCGGAAGCGAGUCGCUGCCGCCGCUGCCACCCGGCCCGCCAGGGCCCCUUGCAGUGCCACCGCCGCUGCUGCCGCCGCCGUCGCUGCCAUCGCCGUCGCUGCCCUCGCUUCUGCCGCCGCCGUCCCUACCGCCACUGGCAUUACCGCCGCCGCCGCUACCGCCGCCCUCGCCACCACCGCUGCCGCCGCCACUGCCGUUGCUGCCGCUGACGCUGACGCCGCCACUACCGCCGCCCCAGUCACCACUGCCCUGGUCGACUUGCACCGAGCAGGAGCUGCGGGGCGACCUGAACGGCGAUGGCCGGUUCACCCUCGGCGACGCGCUGCAUGCGGCGGCGCAGUGGGCGGGGGAUGCUCCCCGGUCGGCGUGCAUGAAUGGCGGCGACUUCUCGAUGAGCAAUAACUUCACCAUUGGCGACGCUAUUCUGGUUGCAAGCGUGUGGGCAGAGAAUGAAGAUUGGCCCUGGGAAAAGGAGGAACAAGUGCUCCAAGGAGUGAAGAAGGGCUCGAUGAGCGGGAGUUUUCUCAGCCUGCCCCUCCUCGCCGAGGAUAGCUCCUUCAGCGAGCGGCAGACGAUGGGGACACAGGGAUCGGCAGGGACGGGAGACGACAGCCCCAAGUCGCCCUUUGUGCGGUUUGCGCGAGGCAUGCUGCAGCGCUUCACGCCUGCCGAGAGCGCUCCCUUUGUGACGAGCCCGCUGCCAAGCACAAUCUCCGCCUCCGAGUCCUUUGUCUCGGGCACCGCCUUUGCCGACCCGGUGGAGGCGCACGGCCUCGCCGAGGGGCGCGAGGCGCAGAUCCAACGGUCGCUGUACCUCUCGCUCGACCGCGAGCGGACCGCCGAGAUGCGGUGGUACCGGCUCAACCGCAACCGCCUCUGGCGCGGGACGGAUGAGCUGCUGGCUCCGCAGGAACCGCCAAAGCUGCCCGUCGAGAAGGACUGGAUUGGGGCGAUGCCGUGGCCCGACGGCACACGGGCGGACGUCGGCUUCUUCCGCCUCUGCUUUGCCUUUUGCCGCUUCCUCUACAAGACAGGCAACCAGCAUGGCGUGAAGCGCUGUCUCCUCUUCAAGGCGGCCCUGGGCGUGCUGCCGGUGGUCUUCUCGACGCUGCUCUCGGUGGCAAUCCUGCGCGUGCAGCAGGCCUGCGAGGACGACGCGUCGCCGGACCGCACUGAGCUGGUCGUCCUCUGCCUUGGCAUGGUGGCGACCGCCACCGCCAAGACGCGCCUCUACUACCAGUUCCAAGUGCCGCUCGCGGGCGUGCGCUUUCACCUGCGCCACGUGCUGCAGCGGAGGCUGCUCAACCUUCACGCGGAGGCGACCCGCUUCGGCAUGGACCGCAAGCGCGAGCACAAGAAGGCGGCGGCGCGGCUCACUGGCGGCGCCUGCGCGCAGCUGCAGGACAUGAUCGUCUUCCACGCCGUCAACCACGUGUGGGGCUUCGUCUUUGAGGUGCCACAGGUCGUCUGCACCCUGCUCGCCACUUUCGUCUCUGGCAUCCUGACGCGCAAGAUCUACGGGCUCAUCAUCCCGUGCCUGUACGUCGCCUCCACCAUUGGCGCGAUGGCCUGCGUCUGCCUGGUCUUUGGCUACUACCGCCGCUCCUUGGAGGAGCUGGCGCACCUGAAGGCGAUGUGGCACGUCAGGCGUGCGCCGCCGCCGCCGCCGCCGCGCAGGUACGGCGGCGUGGCGGGCAACCAGGUCAACAAGAUCUACCAGUGGAGCUCAAAGAAGGGCGGGGCGGGCGAGCUGACGGACGAGAUCCUCGAGCAGAAGGUGGAGACCUACGGCGGCGUCGCGUACGUCUACCGCAGGCGCGCCUUCCAGCACUUUCUGAUGGGGGUGGUGUACGAGAGCAGCGUGGGCGCGGCGCAGUUUCUGGUGUACGGCAGCGCCCUCGUCGCCAUGGCGUUGCUCGCCAUGAGCCCGAGCCGCCUGGUCACGGGCGAGGUCUUUGCGAGCGGCGCCGCGCUGCUGACCUCCGGCAUGUCCACCUCGCACACGCUCGCAAACGACCUCAACAUGCUCGUCUUUGGUCACGCCGCCGUGCUGCAGCUGGCGGACGUCUUCAACGAGUCGCCCAUCCUCCCGACCUCCAUGUCGACGGCGAGGCUCCCGCAGCUGGCGCGGCGACACGGCCAUCCAGCUGGGUCCUUUAGCAGCUCCCUCUACUCUCUCGGGCAAGUCCGUGCGGGCCUCCUCCACGGGUCGCAAUCCGCUCGCCACAGUGGCGUCUCGAUCCAUGGCGGGCCGCCAGGGGGAGCAGAGCGGUCGGCGGGAACCGGAACGGCGCCGGCGCUCGCCAGCUUUUCGGGGCUGUAG